Peronospora belbahrii is the source of this 261-nucleotide messenger RNA. The record is from the annotation of a GenBank genome assembly. Lineage: Eukaryota; Oomycota; Peronosporomycetes; Peronosporales; Peronosporaceae.
AUGGCAGCGGACCGUUUCAACAUCAACCGACAAUGGGAACAUCUGCAGGCCAAAUACGUGGGCACAGGGCACGCUGACACCACGAAAUUUGAGUGGGCUGUAAACCAGCAUCGUGACACGUUGGCGUCGCAUUUGGGCCACUCAGACAUGCUGGCAUACUUUGCUGUGGCGGAGAACGAGGCCAUGGGUCGAGUGCGUUAUAACAUGUUGGAAAAAAUGCUUCAGCCUUGUGGACCCCCGCCGCAGAAGGAAGAGGAAUAG